AUGGGGCUCAAGAGAGCAGACUUGCGCCUGAAUCACCCCUUCAUCCAGAAUCUGAUCGCCGGUUUGAUGCUCCUAUGUCUCCCUGGCAUCUACCUGGCUCUGACAGGUCUCGGGGCCGGUGGAGGGAAACCGUCGUCUCAGACGGUGGCUGCGAACGUGAAUGCCAUCCUGUAUGGUGUCUUCUUCGUGACCGGAUGGUUUGCCGGGUCUGUGAUGAAUCUGAUCGGUCCCAACUACACUGUAUUUCUUGGGUCGAUAGGCUACAGUCUAUACACCGGUGGUCUCUGGUACUUCGACCGAAGCGGCAACUCCUGGCUGGCAUAUAUGGGUGGAGGCAUUGAAGGAGUAUCGGCUGCACUUCUCUGGGCUUCUGCCGGUGCAAUCGCGUAUUCGUAUGCCGAAGAGAAGGACAAAGCUUUAUUUGUGACGAUACAAUGGUGCAUGUGUGAAGGUGGCUCGACCAUCGCGGCUCUGGUGGCCCUGGGCAUCAACAUGCACAGCUCGCGGCAGGAUGCUGGCGCGCCAACUCCAGUGUACAUCGUCUUUGUCGUCAUCCAGGUCCUUGCCAUGGUUCUGGCUCUGACACUGCUUGUGCGACCGGCCAAGGUGGUGCGCAGCGACGGCACCAAAAUUGCCAUAUUCAAGAACCCAACAUUGAAAAGCGAGCUGGCCGGGAUUCUCGAGAUGAUCAGAGACUUCAAGUUCAUGAUGCUGCUGCCGGCCAUCUUCGUCGCUGAGAUGGCCUUGGCCCUCCAGAGCUCUCUCAACGGCUACUACUUCAAUCUCCGCACUCGCUCCCUCAAUAACGUAAUGUUCAACUUCAUCCAGUUGCCGGCUAGUAUGGCCAUGACUUACAUCCUCGACAACCCUCGUUUCGGACGACGGAAGACAAGGGCUCUGAUUGGCAUCUCUGUGAUGAGCGCGGUCACCCUUGGCAUUUGUGCCGCUGAGGCUGCAUGGCUUGCCGAACACCACCUCCAUCGCAGUGAAGCUGGACCGUCUGUCGAUUGGACUGACUCUGAAUUCGCCGGAGCGUUUGUCAUCUAUGUCAUCUACGGAAGUGUGUACAGCAUCUACCAAAUAGCAACACAGUACGUGAUCUGUACGUUAACCAACGAUCCAGAGCGCCUCGCACGUCGAGCGUCGUGCUUCCGAGGAACGACCGCGCUGGGCAUGAUGUUCAGUUUUAUCAUCGACGGCAACGGAGGGACGUACAUCACUCAGCUGUCUUUUCAGUUUGCAUGUUACUUCGUUGGAAUUGUCUUUCUGUACGUGGUCACCAUCUUCUACGUCAGUGAUACGAACUAUUUCCACGAGGACACGGUCAUUGUGCCAAAGCAUGUCCAAGACGAUGCCCGGCUGGAAGGAAGAGCUGCCGCGGAUGGCGGCAGUGUGGAUGGAAAGGAGACUGUGAUUCCUGACAAGAGCAUGGCCUAG
This is a messenger RNA of Capronia coronata CBS 617.96, 1437 nucleotides long. RefSeq lists its product as uncharacterized. The transcript is spliced from 5 exons. Bases 1 to 1437 code for a protein of 478 amino acids. Lineage: Eukaryota; Fungi; Ascomycota; Eurotiomycetes; Chaetothyriales; Herpotrichiellaceae. The record is from RefSeq and is a predicted model, not a curated record.